UUGGAGCCACUUUGGGUGGAAAAAAAUUAAUGAUUCAUGUAACCUAAAAUAGAAGAAAUCAAUUUUGUAGUUCUCACAGAUCAAUUUUUUCUUCCCAUGUUCUUUGAGAUAUCAAUCAAGUCUCCGUUCAUAGUCAAGUUAAGAACGAAAUCUGAAUCCUAAUUAUGUAAUUAACAAGCUGAAGAAAUGAAAGUCUUUUUGGAUUUGCAGAGGAAGGUAAACAACAAGAGAUAUGAAGAAAACGGUGCACAUUUUCUACUCCUCCAUCUUCUGCUACUCAUAAAUCUCAUGAUUUAUUCCUGUAUAAUAAGUAUAAAUUCAAAUCCUAUGAUGAAGAAAACGAAAUCAAUCUGAUGAUUAUCUUGAUUCUUGACCGAAAAUAUAGAGAGGAAAUAAAUAUUUAUUGUAUGGGAACUUUCGUUUCGAUUUAAAAUAAAAUACUAGAAAUAUGCUUCAAAAAAGAAUACCAGAAAUGGUUUUCUGCGGAAAAAUCUGUCCAAUAAAAAGAGAGGUAAUGUGCAUCCCGGUUUUAGAGGGUGUACAAAUUUGGACUCGGUAUAUCCCAAUCUCGCCGGGUUAUUUUUUCUCCAAUAAAUUAAUGGCUCAAUUGGUUUCCCCCAUCAUAGAGAAUUAAAUUAAAUAGUUCGCUUAAAGGAGAAGAAAAGAAUAAAACUUGCAUUGCGGAGAGAAUGAACAAGUUUAUUACCAGCAUAGUUAGGGUUCCUUCUCUUACUAGUAGAAGUAGAUUUCUUGUUCCAAACAGGAAUUCCCGACUUGUUACUUUUUUUACUUCUUCAAAAAAUGCUAGAGCGGACACAAGCUCCUCCUCUUCCUCAUCGUCAUCGUCACAACAACAAGGCCAAGGUCACAAAACAACAGGUGAGAAUAGUCAUACUUUAUGGGUUUCUGGUGCAACAAUGGCUACUUUAGUUAUGCUUGGUCUUCUUCAUGCUCGACGCCUCUAUGACGACAACCAGCUUGAAGUAGUAAGGGAUAAAGGGAUUGAAAUUGAAUUCUCACCAGAUGCAAAGGCUUCAUUCUUGAGGUUGCUACCAUUGCGUUCUAUUUCUCGCAUCUGGGGAUUCAUUACCAAUGUGGAAUAUCCUAUUUGGUUGCGUCCUUAUAUCUACAAAGCUUGGGCUCGAGCAUUUCAUUCAGAUUUAGAAGAAGCUGCAUUGCCUCUUGAUCAUUAUGCUUCUUUGCGGGACUUUUUUGUUCGCACACUUAAAGAAGGGUCAAGGCAGAUCGACCCUGAUCCACAUUGUCUGGUUAGUCCUGUCGAUGGAACAAUUUUGAAAUUCGGGGAGCUGAAAGAUUCAGAGGCCAUGAUUGAACAAGUCAAAGGGUUCUCUUACUCCGCUUCAUCUCUUCUUGGUACAAGUUCGUUUCUUCCUGUAGGCGAGGAGGAUAUAGUUGGAGAUUGUAUUGAAGAGAACAAUAUUGCAGAAGAAACAAGUAAAAAGUCAUGGUGGCGAAUUUCCUUUGCUUCUCCCCAAGUGCGAGAUCCAACCCCAGUAUGCAGAAGGAUGAAGGGUAUAUUUUACUGUGUAAUAUAUCUAAAGCCUGGUGAUUAUCAUAGAGUCCACUCUCCUGUUGAUUGCAGUAUUUUACUCCGACGCCAUUUCUCAGGCCGGCUUUUCCCUGUGAACGAACGUGCUACACGAACAAUCAGAAAUCUCUAUGUUCAAAAUGAGCGGGUUGUUCUUGAAGGUCGAUGGGCAGAAGGAUUUUUCGCGCUCGCUGCAAUCGGUGCAACAAAUAUUGGCUCAAUUGAGCUUUUGAUUGAACCUGAAUUGAGGACAAACAAGCUGAAGAAAAUUCUUCACACAGAGCCUCCAAAGGAACGCGAAUAUGAACCUCAAGGUGUUGGUGUGAUGUUGAAGAAGGGGGACGAGAUAGCAGCAUUCAACAUGGGAUCAACUGUGGUGCUCAUUUUUCAAGCUCCAAUAUCGAAAUCAAAAACUAAGGGACAAGAGGGUGAUGGUUGCGACUCAUCCGAGUUCAACUUCUGUGUCCAACGUGGUGAUAAGAUCCGACUGGGAGAAGCACUUGGCAGGUGGUCGGUCUGAGAUCUCUUAAAAAAUUAAUUCUACCCGGUGGGCACGCUACACCCGUCUUUUUGUUUUAGUGAGUGAUGAUGGUUGAUGGAUGAUGGAUCUUCUUCAACAGCAGCAAUUAGGUUGGCGCAACACUGGACAUUUUUUUGAAGAAUGUAUUUCUAGCUUAAAUUUUUAGUAGCAGUAUUCAAACAGUUGUAGUCGCACUGUAGCAAGUGUGACAAUUGUAUAGUAGCACUGUAGUUUUAAAAUUUUUGAAGUCAAGCUCAAUCAUGUCAAACUAAAAGGAGUGUGUUGAUCUUGAAUCUAGAUAGAUUACAAUGAAGGCCCUUUUCAA
Messenger RNA from Papaver somniferum (opium poppy), 2394 nucleotides. RefSeq names its product phosphatidylserine decarboxylase proenzyme 1, mitochondrial-like. NCBI's taxonomy places the organism in Eukaryota, Viridiplantae, Streptophyta, Magnoliopsida, Ranunculales, Papaveraceae. The record is from RefSeq and is a predicted model, not a curated record. The transcript is spliced from 11 exons. Gene Ontology annotation, molecular function: phosphatidylserine decarboxylase activity. Bases 690 to 2069 code for a protein of 459 amino acids. Gene Ontology annotation, cellular component: mitochondrion. Gene Ontology annotation, biological process: phosphatidylethanolamine biosynthetic process.